AUGAAAUUGCUAAUUAUAGCAAUAGCAUUGCUAUUUUAUGUGGCUAAAAGUGUGGAAGACAAUUGUAAUAAUAAUAAAGGCAACAAUAAGUGGUUGACAUCAGUAAGAAAUUUGAAAAAGGAUUCUGUUAAAAACAUAACUUUGGCAUAUUUUCAAUACCAUGGUGUACGCAGUUUAAACUUGAUAGUAUGUCCGGCUGAAAACACAGCUCCAAAAAUUUCAUCAAUAGUUUUAUUUUAUAUGGAACAUAAUCUACCAGUACGUGUUUGGUCGGGUGAGGAUUAUUUAUCCGAAAUGCCCAAGCGUGAGGUGUUUGGUCCACCUAUAACUUUUCGUGAGAUUAAAAAUGAUACCCAUCGACGUCCUUUAAAACUUAAGCUCGAACCUUUGGCCCAUAAAACGGGAGUAAUUUUGAUGGAUUUCAAUACACCCUGUGCUUUGAAUGUUUUACGUUGGUCGGCUGCCUCGGAAAAUAACUAUUUCAAAACCAAUAGCUUUUGGUUGCUGAUAACAAAAGAUAUCGCAGAUUUAAAGGCUUUAGAAGAUGAGGAUAUUUUCUUGCCACCCGAUAGUGAAGUAAAAGUUUUAGUAGAGGAAGUAAAUAAGAGAUUUUCUCUAGUGGAUGUCUAUAAAGUUGCAGCCUUUAAACCUUUAAAGCAUAACAUUGUAGUGGGAAACUUUUCGGAUGUACAGGAAAUGAGCAAAGCUUUAAGUUCCUAUGGUUCUGUUAUUUCCCUGAGAGAAGAUUUGGAGGGUAUUGUUUUUAAUACCGGUUUAGUGAUCAAUUUUCCCGAUAUGUUUACCGAUAUAGAAGAUUUAUCUUUAAGACAUAUUGACACCAUGGCCAAGGUUACUAAUCGUUUAGUGGUGGAUAUGGCCAGGAAAUUAAAUUUGAGAUUUAAUACUUAUCAAACUGACAACUAUGGCUGGCAUAAACCCAAUGGCUCUUUUAGUGGUUUAAUGGGUCGUUUUCAACGUUAUGAAUUGGAUUUUGGCCAAAUGGCUUUUUUCAUGCGUUUAGAUCGCACUAAAGUGUGUAAUUUUCUAGUAGAAACUUUUCGCAUAAGAGCGGGUAUAAUGUUUAGACAGCCUCCUUUGUCCUCGGUGGCCAAUAUUUUUACCAUGCCCUUUGAUAUUAAGGUAUGGAUUUGUUUGAUUAUAUUGGUAGUGGUUACAAUUUGUGUAUUCGCCUUGGAAUUGGCUUUGUCACCGCAUACCCAUGAAAUGCAUUACUGGGAUUGUGCCAUCUUUGUUUGGGGUGCUAUGUGUCAACAGGGUUUCUAUGGUUCGGUUUCUAAUCUUUCAGCUCGUAUUAUAAUUUUCACCACUUUCGUGGCCACCUUAUUUCUGUUUAUUUCUUUUUCUGCCAAUAUAGUGGCUUUAUUACAAAGUCCUUCAGAAGCCAUACGUACUUUAAGUGAUUUGAGUCAUUCUUCUUUGGAACUAGGGGUAAUGGAUACGGUAUACAAUAGAGUGUUUCUGAAUGAAUCUACUGAUCCGGUGACUAGAUAUUUGUAUCGCAAGAAAAUUUUACCCAAAGGUGAGAGUAUAUAUAUGAGUCCCGCAGCUGGCAUUAACAAAAUGCGCUAUGAAACCUUUGCCUUUCAAGUGGAGCUACAAACUGGCUAUCAAAUUAUAAGCGAUACUUUUAGUGAACCAGAGAAAUGUGGUCUUAAGGAAAUGGAACCUUAUAAAUUACCCAUGAUAGCAGUGCCUACACGCAAGAAUUUUCCCUAUAAGGAGUUAUUUAGGAGACAAUUAAGAUGGCAACGUGAGGUGGGUCUUAUGAAUCGUGAAGAAAUGAAAUGGUUUACCCAAAGACCCAAAUGUGAAGGUUUGGGCCGUUUUGUUUCGAUUGGUUUAAAGGAGUGCCGUUAUGCUUGGGCUGUUUUAGGUUGGGGUUGUCUAUUUGCUUUGAUCGCCCUGGGCUGUGAAUUGCUUGUGAAGAACAAUCAAGAGUUGCAAGGGGUAGGAAAAAGUGUUUUAAUGCAAGACAUUAUGCUGGCAUAUUUUCGUUAUCAUGGAGUACAUAGUUUGAACAUUAUAAGAUGUCCUUCAAAUGAAACUUCAACUCUUAAACUUUCCUCUUUGGCCUGGUUUUUCUUAAAACACAACAUGCUGCUGCAUGUUUGGUGGGGUAGGGAUUAUUUACAGGAAAUGCCUGAGCCACCCUUAUAUGGUCCUGCUAAUACAUUUAAAGUUUUUUCAAAUGACACUUAUCGUCGUCCUUUAAAGUUUAAAUUAGAACCUUUGGCUCAUAAAACGGGUGUGCUAUUAAUGGAUUUCAAUACUCCCUGUGGUUUGAAUGUUUUACGAUGGUCUGCUGCCUCGGAAAAUAAUUAUUUUACAACUAAUAAAUUUUGGCUAUUGACAACCAAACAUUUCUCGGAUUUGACAGCACUAAAUGAUGAGGAUAUAUUUUUACCCCCCGAUGGAGAAGUUAAAGUUUUAGUAAAAGAUCCAGAGAAAGGAAGAUAUUCCCUUUUGGAUGUUUAUAAAGUAGCCGCCUUUAAGCCACUCAAACUUAAUUUUGUGCUACAGAAUUUUAACGAAGUUAAAAAUAUGUUAAAAGCCUUAAAAAACUAUGGUUCGGUAAUAUCUUUAAGAGAGAAUUUGGAGAAUAUAACUUUUAAUACCGCCAUGGUAAUAGCCUUUCCCGAUAUGUUUACCAAUAUAGAAGAUUUGAGUAUGCGUCAUAUUGAUACCAUUUCCAAGGUUAACAAUCGUUUGACCAUAGAACUGGCCAAUCAAUUAAAUAUGCAUUUUAAUACUCACCAAACCGACAACUAUGGCUGGCAUCAACCCAAUGGUUCUUUUGAUGGUCUUAUGGGUCAAUUUCAACGUUAUGAAAUGGAUUUUGCUCAAUUGGCCAUUUUUAUGCGUUUGGAUCGUAUGGCUUUAUGUGAUUUUGUGGCGGAAACUUUUCGUGUUCGCGCUGGCGUUAUGUUUAGACAGCCUCCUUUGUCAGCAGUGGCCAAUAUAUUUGCCAUGCCUUUUGAGAAUGAUGUUUGGAUUUCUUUGGUAGUUUUAGUUAUUGUUACCAUUUGUCUAUUUGCUUUGGAGUUAUUAUUUUCUCCGUAUAACCAUCAAAUGGAUUAUUUGGAUUGUGCUGUUUUUGUUUGGGGUGCCAUGUGCCAGCAGGGUUUUUAUGUGGCGGUGGGUAAUUGUUCGGCUCGUAUUAUAAUUUUUACCACUUUUGUGGCUACUUUAUUUUUGUUUACCUCAUUUUCUGCUAAUAUUGUGGCUCUAUUGCAAAGUCCUUCGGAAGCUAUACAUACUUUAAAGGAUUUAAGUCAAUCUCCCUUGGAAAUUGGUGUACAGGAUACAGUCUAUAAUAAAAUAUAUUUUACUGUAAGUUAG
Molecule: messenger RNA, 3360 nt
Organism: Lucilia sericata (common green bottle fly)
Lineage: Eukaryota; Metazoa; Arthropoda; Insecta; Diptera; Calliphoridae
Gene: Ir75d
Exons: 8
Coding region: 1-3360 (1119 amino acids)
Cellular component (GO): membrane
Molecular function (GO): ligand-gated monoatomic ion channel activity
Source: RefSeq, a predicted model, not a curated record